Messenger RNA from Drosophila guanche, 3419 nucleotides. Its product is annotated as scavenger receptor class B member 1. Gene Ontology annotation, molecular function: scavenger receptor activity. The coding region runs from base 1415 to 3196 and encodes 593 amino acids. The transcript is spliced from 7 exons. Gene Ontology annotation, cellular component: cytoplasm; membrane. The record is from RefSeq and is a predicted model, not a curated record. Lineage: Eukaryota; Metazoa; Arthropoda; Insecta; Diptera; Drosophilidae.
UCCGAACGGAGCGGAGCAGAUUUCGUCGUAGUAAUAACUUGUUUGGAGGGCAGCAAGCACGAGCCACAGCCACAGUCUCAGUAGGUCCCGUCCCCCGUGUCCAGUGCCAGUGUUUUCAAAAGUCUAUCGAAACUAGCAGUCGAGUUACAAACACCCCCCCCAGAAAGCGAAAUCUAAUCGGUUCUCCCGGCCAGAUAGUGCGUGGGCUCUAAUCGCGGAAUCCGCAAUAAAUACCAUACCCCAACGGACAAGUGGUUGAUCCAGUGGCACUUCAGCGGCCAAACGGUCGAAAGAGAUUAUCUAGCCAACGGCUGGUGCAAAUAUGUAGUGCUCGUCGUUGUGUGUUUCCUUCCCUGUUCGGUCGUGUCUUCGCAGUUGUUGGAAAAACUAAGACAAACCAGAAACGGAAUCGAUUCCAAGUGCAGUGCAGUGGUAGACGCCAAACAACAAGAAGAAGAAGCUGAGUAGAGAGAGGAAAGAGUGAAGAGUGCAUUCCAUAUGGAAAACCAGCUCCAGCUGCAGUUACACCUCCAAUGUUUUUUGUAAAUCGAAGCAGGAACUGCAGAAAAGCAACAACAAGAGAGCAGCAGUCCCAACGAUCGAGCUGACAAAAGAGAAUAGCGACAAAACAAAGAAGCAAGCGAACAAAGAACACCAGCCAAGAAAAACAGAGAACAGAGUGUCUGCCAGAGACGAGAAAAGAGAGAGGAGAGCGGAGAGCGGAGAGCCGAACUGGAGCCGUUUACAACGGACAACGACAAGAGUUCGUUCUGUCGGAUAGAGACACUGAUAUUCAAGUGUUCAAGUGUGUCGCUGCAAGAUACAGUGAGAGAGACUAAGACAGAUCCCGCGCAGCAGCCCCAGCAUCAACAUCAUUAGGAGAGACAGAGUGAGAGAGGAAAACCCCCCAAAAAAGCUCAAUACGAAUGGUGUGCACACAGCGUAAAUACGACAAAAUUGUUAAUUAAGACGCCAAAUGUUUGGCAGUCGAGGCGGGAGGCAAAGUAAACCAAGAGAGACAGCGGGCAUUUGCGCUGAGAGAGAGAGAGAGAGAGAAGUGCGGGUGCAAUUACCUUGUGCUUGUGUGAGUGUGUUGUUUUCCGUUUACCUGAACAGCUGUCUGUGCACACGAUCUCUCUUCGCUCUCCGCUCACUCAACCACUCUCUAUUUUUGGGUCGUUUAACACCCGCAUCAUCUCCAAACCAAGCCGUUAUCAGUCAAUGGCACUGCCUGCACCCCCCCUGCUCGCGACAGUUUUCUGCAAGUAAUUGAGCACAAGCAGACAGGAGAGAAGCAGACGGAGAAAGAGAGAGAGGAACGGUUAAGAAAACACAUCCGUAAUUGGGAGAAACGCAACCCAGACGAAGGACCGCCCUCUAAGCCUCACAAACACACAACACACACAGACACAGAAUGCCACGUGCCACAAGCCAUGAUGUGGCCUUGCCACCCACUCAAGAUGAUCUCACAGUGGCCCAGAGCAGAUCCAAGUCCAACACACUGAACUCCCAGCGGAAUGGAGUCGGUGCGGGAGGAACUGGAACCUUCGGGGGCUACAGCAACGGAAAGAGUGGGUCCGACAAGCUAACGAAGCUCCAGAUGAUAUUGGAGGCCUUCGGCCUGCGCAAUCAAUCACAGAACCGCGAGCCAACGUCCAAGGAUAUUGGCACACUGAUAAUGCUGGGUGUGAUGUUCCUGGUCUUCGUGAUCAGUGUUACCGGAUUCUUUGUGAUGUGGUUCACUGAGUACUACAACAACACCAUGCUGGAGAAUCUGGUACUGGCCGAGAACUCGGACACGGCCAAGAACUGGCUCAACCCAGACCCCAAGUUCGAUACGCUGCUGAAGGCUCACAUCUUCCACUACCCCAACAUACAGGACUAUCUGGCAGGACGGGCCGAAAAGAUACAGAUACGCGAUAUGGGGCCCCUAGUGUACCAAGAGCACACGGUCAAGGACGAGGUUUCGUUCAACAAGAAUUUCACGGUCACCUUCAGGGAUCACAAGUCGUACAAGUUUCUGCCGGAAAAGUCGAGCAUACGGGAGGAUGAUGUGCUGCUGGUUCCAAAUGUGCCGCUCAUCAGUGCCGCCGGCCAUGUGAAGCGGAUGCCUAUUGGCACGCGGCUUCUCUCUGGCAUGUUAAUCAAUGGGUUCAACGAGCCCCUCUUCAAGAAUCUUACGGCUGCAGAGUACCUUUGGGGCUACGAGGACAAGAUCAUCAAACUGAAGAGUCUGGGCAAGGGAAAGCGGCGUUUCGGCCUGCUAAUGAGCCGCAACGGAACCAGCGUGGACUCGGUUCAGGUGAACACCGGCGAAGAUGACAUCACCAAGUACAGCACCAUCACCCAGUUCAAUGGCAUGCCCCAGCUGGACUACUGGGAGGGGGAAAAGUGCAAUCGUAUUGAUGGCUCGGAGCCCUCGAUGUUCUCCCCGAACCUCUUGCAGACUCGCGAUACAGUUCACGUCUUUCUGCAAGUGUUGUGUCGCAAGGUGCCACUCCACUUUGAAAAGGAGGUUACCAUUUACGACGACAUCGAUGUGCUUCGCUACCGUACGCCCAUGGACGUGUUUGAUCAUCCGUCCGAGAACCCGGCGAAUCAGUGCUAUUGCACCAACACGGAGCGUUGCUUGCCCAGCGGAGUAAUCAAUGCCACCAAAUGCUAUGGUGACUCACCCAUCUUUCCGUCCUUCCCGCACUUCUUCUCCGGCGAUCCGGUCCUGUACAAGAUCUUCGACGGCAUCAAGCCCGAUGCGGAGCUCCAUCAGACGUACGCCGACAUUCAUCCGCGCUUCGGUUUCCCCAUCAGCGGAGCUUCGCGCGUCCAGAUCAACAUUAUGCUGGACAAAACCCCCUUACUGAGGAAUCAAGGGGCUCGACUGGAGAACGCCACCAUCUUGCCCCUGAUGUGGAUCGAAAUAACGUCGGGCGACUUCUCGGAUGAGAUGCUGCACAUGCUUUAUGUGAGCACCUUCGGUCUAGAUGCCAUUCAAUUGGCACUCAAAUAUGGCACGCUGCUCAUCGCCGUAACCACCUUCAGCCUAAUCGUGGCCGGGGUCUAUUAUCUCAACAGCAAGCGAGAGGAGGGCCUUCAGGAGAGCAAGUCCUCUGCUGAGCUCGAGGCGCUGAACGGAGGCGUCGUGAUGGUUCAGGUGCAGCACUUCAACUUACCAGCACCAUGUGCCCCUUCUGCGUAGACCACGUGACCAAACAGUGCCAUUAAUUAGUUAGUUAUUUAGUUAGUUAGUCAAGGGGCGGGAACGGGGGAAAGUUAUACAGACUUGAUGCGAUUUUCGAAUUUUCCUAGGAUUAAAUGCACAACCUUAGUCUACAAAGAGUCAGUCAGUUACCUGUAGUCUGUAGCCUUCAGUUUGUAAAUAUGUAAAGAUGUUAAUAAACUUUAUAUUCUCGUGAAUUGUA